CGAUCCCUCUUUUCGGUUCAGGCGGAGUCUCGAGCCAGGCGUUAGGAGCGUGCGGAGGUUCUUCUCAGCAGCUCAACAUCCGGACAACUCCGCCGCCAUUAUGGUGAAGCUCGCUAAGAAUGUUAAAAAUCAGCCUAAACAGAAGAAAAUGACUACCCUUCCUCCAAAGGAGAUUGAUGACAGUGAUGAAGAAGAUUCAUCUGAAGAAGAGGAGAGCAGUGAGGAAGAGAUGAUUGCGCCUAAGAAAGCAGCUACCCCAGCAAAAGGAGCUAUAGUUACUCCCAACAAAAAGGCAGCAACUCCUGCAAAGAAGACAGUAGCUACGCCAGCAAAGAAAGCAGCUGCUACUCCAUUGAAGAAGACACCCGUCUCUGCCAAAGGAGCAAAAAAUGGGAAGAAUGCAAAGAAGGAAGAAAGUGAGGAGGAAGAGGACGAUGAAGAAGAUGAUGAUGACGAUGACGAGGAUGAUAGCGAGGAAGAUGAAUCUGAGGAGGAACCUGCUGUACCAGUGAAAAAACGUGGAGUCCAAGCACCUCAGAAGAAGCCUGUAGCUCCGGUAGUUGCCAAGCAAGAGUCUGAGGAUGAGGAGGAAGAGGACGAUAGCGAAGAUGACGAGUCAGAAGAUGAGCCCAUGGAAACCGCUCCGGCAAAGGGAAAGAAAGUUUUGCUAGCAAAGGCAGCACCAGCAAAGGGGGCAAAGGAAGACUCUGAGGAAGAAGCUGAAGACUCUGAGGAAGAAGAUGAUGACGAGGAAGAAGGGGAUGAAGAAGAGGAGGAGGAGGAGGAGGAGGAGGGUGAGGAAACUCUGCAAGAGAUGUCUGGAAAACGAAAGAAGGAAAUAACCAAGCAAAAAGGUGCCCCAGAUGCAAAGAAAAAGAAAACAGAAGAGUCUGCCUUCUCUCUCUUCAUGAGUAAUCUCAAUGCAAACAAGAACUUUGAAGAACUGAAGGCUGCCAUCAGAGAUUUCUUUGGCAAAAAGGAUCUUCAAGUACAAGAAAUCCGAAUUGGCAACUCAAAGAAAUUUGGUUAUGUAGAUUUCUCCUCUGAAGCUGAGCUGGAUAAAGCACUCAAAUUAAAUGGGAAAAAAUUGAUGGGCUUGGAAACAAAACUAGAAAAAGCAAAGAGUAAAGAGAGCCUUCGGGAGAACAAAAAAGAGAGAGAAGCAAGAACCAUUUUUGUGAAGAACCUUGCUUACAGUGUCACCCAGGAUGAACUGCAUGCAGUAUUUGAUGAUGCCCUGGAGGUCAGACUGGUGUCCAAGGAUGGGAAUAGUAAAGGGAUUGCCUACAUCGAGUUUAAGACGGAGGCAGAUGCAGAGAAAGCUUUGGAAAAGCAAGGAAUGGAGAUAGACGGCCGUCCUAUUGUGCUUGACUACAUAGGUGAAAAGAGCCAGCAGGACGCCAGAAAACCCAUCAAGGGAGUGCAGCCAGGUGGAGAUUCAAAGACGCUUGUUGUGAACAAUCUCUCUUACGAUGCAACUGAAGAAACCCUUCAAGAAGUUUUUGAGAAAGCGUCAGCUAUCAGGAUUCCACAGAACAACCAGGGAAGACCCAAAGGUUACGCGUUCAUCGACUUCCCCACAGCUGAGGAUGCAAAGGAAGCCAUGAACUCCUGCAACAACACAGAGAUCGAAGGGCGCACAAUCAGACUAGAAUUCAGCACCUCGGGGGGACAAAACAGAAACACCAACGCUAAAGGAGGCUUUAGCCAGCAAAGCAAAACCCUGUUUGUCAAAGGGCUGUCAGAGGACACUACUGAAGAGACGUUGAGAGAGUCGUUUGAAAGCUGCGUUGGUGCAAGAAUAGUGACUGACAGGGACACCGGCUCCUCCAAAGGAUUUGGCUUUGUGGACUUCAGCUCCCCAGAAGAUGCCAAAGCAGCCAAAGAAGCCAUGGAGGAUGGAGAGAUUGAUGGAAACAAAGUGACCCUCGACUUUGCCAAGCCCAAAGGCGGCACUCCCCGUGGGGGCGGCGGUGGAGGCUUUGGCCGGGGCAGCAGAGGUGGACGUGGUGGCAGAGGCGGAUUUGGCGGCCGGGGUGGAGGCAGAGGAGGGUUUGGAGGCAGAGGCGGCGGCUUCAGGGGAGGCAGAGGUGGCGGUGGUGACCAUAAACCACAAGGAAAGAAGAUAAAGUUUGACGACUGAGUGGCUUGCUUUCCUUGUAUCUGAAAGGACUCUGGGGUUUUAAUUCUGUCACCUUGAAAUGACAGAGCCUUCUGAGGACAUUCCAAGACACAUUGCAGUCCCUGAGGAGCUUCUUGGAAGACUCCUUUCAACGAAGAAACAGCCAAUUGACUGCCUGGCCACACUUAAGAACUUUUUAAAAGCAACAAGAAAUGUGGGAGUUGAGCUGUGUCCAUGUAUUUCCCUGAAUUUAUAAUGUUUUACCCAUGUACAAAAUUAACUUCCUUAUACAUUUCUGUAGGCAUUUUCUUUGUUUUUUUCUUGCUGUAAAAAUGCAAAAUGUUUUAUCAUUUGUGUCUCAGCAAACUGUCUAGGACAGAUUAAAGGGCCUAAACAGAU
Messenger RNA from Python bivittatus (Burmese python), 2521 nucleotides. Lineage: Eukaryota; Metazoa; Chordata; Lepidosauria; Squamata; Pythonidae. The record is from RefSeq and is a predicted model, not a curated record.